UCAGUGAAAUGUCAGUCUUCGUGAUAUAAACAUUAUCGAUUUUUCCUCUCCGAAAUGGAAAGAGUGUGCACAAAAGUUUAACAUUCUGGUGAAUCUUUCAAAAAUCAUGUGUUGAGUGUUUGUAAUUGAAAGGUGAACUCGAUAAAAGUGAAAAAUGUCUUUUUUUCGAAGCAAGAUAGUGCUUGGGCUCAGCGCCGUUGGAACGAUAGCAGGAUGCGCAGCUCUGCUGAAGGAUUACAUGCAAGGUGCCCGCUUCGUGCGUAAGGAUGUCCGAGCGGAUGGUAAAGUGGUAAUCGUGACCGGAGCCAAUACCGGCAUCGGUAAGGAAACCGUCAUGGGUCUGGCCAAUCGUGGGGCCCAUGUUUACAUGGCCUGCCGGGACAUGGCCAAGUGCGAAGAAGCACGCCAGGAUGUAGUGCUGGAAACAAAGAACCCCAAUGUGUUCUGUCGGGAGUGCGAUCUGAGCUCGCUGCAAUCGGUGCGGAAGUUUGUGAACCAAUUCAAAACCGAACAGAACCGAUUGGACGUUCUGAUCAACAACGCCGGAGUAAUGCGUUGCCCACGCACCCUCACGGCCGAGGGCAUCGAGCUCCAGUUGGGAGUCAACCAUAUGGGGCACUUUCUGCUGACCAAUCUUCUGCUGGACCUGCUCAAACUGUCCGCCCCUAGCAGAAUCGUGGUGGUGUCCAGCAUUGCGCAUACCCGGGGAAUCAUCAACGCCGCUGAUUUGAACAGCACAACAAGGUACGAUCCAGCCGAAGCGUACGAACAGAGCAAACUGGCCAAUGUGCUGUUCACGCGAGAGAUGGCGAAACGACUGGAAGGCACUGCGGUCACAAUUAACGCCCUGCAUCCGGGUGUGGUUGAUACAGACCUGAUGCGACACAUGGGUCUCUUCAACAGCUGGUUCUCGAGUUUUCUCAUCAAGCCAUUCGUGUGGCCAUUCCUAAAGUCGCCAAUAUCGGGUGCACAGACCUCGCUCUAUGCCGCCCUGGAUCCGAGCCUGGAAAAAGUUUCCGGACAGUAUUUUAGCGACUGUGCACCGAAAGAUGUUGCCGAGCAGGCCAAGGAUGAUCGACUGGCCAAAUGGUUGUGGGCUGUGAGCGAAAAGUGGACUGGAACCCUGACCGGAACGGCUGCCGUUUCCUGACAGCGGAUUGUCAAGCUGAAGAAUGAUAAGGAUAUUGUCAUCUUUAGUGAAGCAAAUAUGCAGGAGUAAGCGGGAGGCGGUACUGUAAUGGAAAUGGGGUUAUUAAAUAUACAAAAGUUGUUGAAAACUAACACAAAAUUUUGUUUUUUG
Messenger RNA from Armigeres subalbatus, 1300 nucleotides. Its product is annotated as retinol dehydrogenase 13-like. The transcript is spliced from 3 exons. Lineage: Eukaryota; Metazoa; Arthropoda; Insecta; Diptera; Culicidae. The coding region runs from base 155 to 1150 and encodes 331 amino acids. The record is from RefSeq and is a predicted model, not a curated record.